CUCUCACCCCUGGUCUGGUUUAUUGUUUUGAUUUCGCAGACUGUGUGUUGGUGUGAAUGUAAGCGAAUGGGCGGACAGAGAAGAAAAAAAUACAGUUGACACCGUCGAGAGCUCAACAAAACACACGCGUACGGUAAAAAAUAAUGAGCGUGUCGAGGAUAUACCGACAUUGUUUUUGACAAAGAUGCUUUCUGAAAGAUAGGCUAGCGUUAGCGGUGUUGCUAACGGAGCUUCGGUAACAACAUGAUGAUGCGAAGCGGAGUUUAGGAGCAACCCAGACAGCGGAUUGCGCGGAUUUCCUGCUUGUCAAUCAGAGAUAUCAAGGUCUAUCUUGUCUUUGUGUCUGGAUUGCAACAACACAACCUUUCCAGUCGAUCAACAUAUAUUACAGUCAAGCGAAAGUUAUCUUUAAAGAGGUAGGUCUACGUUUAUGAAGAUCAGCUGACUAACAUCGACUUUUUUCAAUCUUGUUGUAAAUUUCCUCCUCUCGUUUUCGCUUUUAGUCAUCGCGCCUGUCCGAAUAUCGGAAGCACUUUAGUUCAAUGGGUGAAGAAAAGCCGGACACGCUGGACUUUGUGAAGGAUUUCCAGGAGUAUCUGAGCCAGCAGACUCAACAUGUCAACAUGAUCUCAGGCUCCGUUAGUGGUGUGAAGGAGGCGGACGAGAUGCCACCAGGUAACAAACAAUAAGCCAUCUUUUUUUUUUUAAUCUACCACAGAGUAAAUGAUUAGAAAGGGAGGUACAGUAAUAAGGGGUGCACCGAUCACAAUUUUCUGGCCGAUCACCGAUCUUUAAAAGGCUUGAUGUGCUGAUACCGAUUUUGGCCCAUACCGAUGUUUUUUUAUAUGUAUAACUGACAACAUACACCUUUGAUGCUCCAGUCUUAUUUUAAUGAAAAACAUUUAACAAUACUUGUGAAACAAUACAAACUUUUUGUGUUUGUUUCAACUGCACAUGAGUGCAAAGCAAAAAGAUACAACGGCUGACUUUCAGACGUUUUGCUGAGGUACAUAAGAUCGGUGUAUAAAAUGUAAGGAUCAACCGAUCCCCCAAAAUUGAGGAAAUCAGCGCUGAUUGAUUAGCUGGCUGAUUUAUCGGUGCAUGUUUAACAGUUAUACCUUGUUGUCAUAGGAGGUACUUCUUCUUUCUAACCAGUACUGCUAAUGUGCAUGUUUUCAGACUGUAGUCAGAAUGGACUGGAUCAUCCCUCAGUGGACAUGUCACUGGAGGACAGCACAGGGAUCCUGGUGGAUGGUUUUGAGAGGACCUACGAUGGCAAGCUCAAGUGCCGCUACUGCAACUAUGCCACCAGAGGCACAGCGAGGCUCAUUGAGCAUAUCCGGAUUCACACAGGUCAGUAAUCGAGACUAAUUCCAAAGGAAAAUAUCAAAUUCACAGGGUUUUGUCAGUGAACCUUUUUUUUCUCAUUUGAACAGGAGAGAAACCGCACCGCUGCCACCUCUGCCCAUUUGCAUCAGCCUAUGAGCGCCACCUAGAAGCCCACAUGAGAUCCCACACAGGCGAGAAGCCAUACAAGUGUGAGCUGUGCUCCUUCCGCUGCAGUGAUCGUAGCAACCUGUCACAUCAUCGCCGGCGACGCCACAAACUCCUCCCAAUGAAAGGUGCUCGUUCUCUCUCCCACAAGAAAAUGCUUAGUGUUUUACAGAAGAAGGCCAGCUCUCUGGGCUAUGGACGCCGACUGCUCAUCAACUUCAGCCCUCCUUCUAUGGUGGUGCACAAGGCAGACAAUAUGAAUGACUUCUCCCAUGAGCUGCCACAUUUGCGUCAGGAUACAUAUGAUAAUCAGAGUCGAGCUGUUGAUGAUGGACACUCAACAAAUCAAAACCAUCAUCAUCAUGACAUGGCAAUGGAUAACCCCCUGAACCAGCUGUCCACGCUGGCAGGCCAGUUGGCCAGCCUCCCAUCUGAGUCUCAGGCCCAGGCUCAACCCCCUAUGUCUCCAGGAGCAGAAUCUAUUGUGGAUGAGAAGCCCUUCCUCAUCCAGCAGCCCCAUCCUGCCACAGCUCCUGUUGCUGUCACAGCCAGCAUGGCCCACACCUCCUCAUCUUCCCCAAUCACCGCAGAGCCCCGUGCUCCUCCCCACAGCAACUGCAGCCCAGGAGAAGGACCCUGCAGUGAGCACAGUGGGCGCACCAGUACCCCGAGCAUCUCCAACAGUCAACCUAGUACACCCGCCCCGGGUCUGUCCGCCCCACUUCAGGACCCUCAUAUGCUGCAUCACUGCCAGCACUGUGACAUCUACUUCCCUGACAACAUCCUUUACACCAUCCACAUGGGCUGCCAUGGCUAUGAGAAUCCAUUCCAGUGCAACAUCUGUGGCCACAAGUGCAAGAGCAAGUAUGACUUUGCCUGCCACUUUGCCCGCGGACAGCACAAGUGAAGGAUGACUGAGGGAAUUUCUGUAAGAACUUUUCAUGGACAGCUUGUUUUAUUAAUUUCAUAGUACUUUAAUUUAUUGGUCUUAUACUUGGCCUUGAUGUAGCCUAGCCUUCGACAGUUGUACUCUUACAGGAAACAAACAUUCAGAUGGUGUCUUUUUUUAUGGUGCCCUUUCAAGUGUAUUAUAAAGGGGUGAUCAGUGUUUUAAAAGAGGUUGGGGAUUUAUUUUUGGUCGUGGUGGAGGGAGGUUCAUUAUUCAGACAUAAUAUAGCCAGAUAAAUGAAUUAGUGGGUGGGAAAAACGCAC
This is a messenger RNA of Xyrichtys novacula (pearly razorfish), 2706 nucleotides long. The record is from the annotation of a GenBank genome assembly. Lineage: Eukaryota; Metazoa; Chordata; Actinopteri; Labriformes; Labridae.